Molecule: messenger RNA, 837 nt
Organism: Pyricularia pennisetigena
Lineage: Eukaryota; Fungi; Ascomycota; Sordariomycetes; Magnaporthales; Pyriculariaceae
Exons: 1
Coding region: 1-837 (278 amino acids)
Biological process (GO): RNA polymerase II preinitiation complex assembly; DNA-templated transcription initiation
Cellular component (GO): SAGA complex; transcription factor TFIID complex
Molecular function (GO): RNA polymerase II general transcription initiation factor activity; transcription coactivator activity; protein heterodimerization activity
Source: RefSeq, a predicted model, not a curated record
AUGUCAACAACAGCCUCUCAACCAAACGGCGUGCCACCGGCAUCCGGCAGCCAACAGACCCAAACCACAAACGCAUUCAGCUCCCAGCAAUCAUCAUCACAACAAGUACCGGCCGCCGGCCAACCAUCACAACCCGCCGGAGCCGGCGGCGCCUCUCAAUCACAGCAGCCGCAGGCCGACAGCACGCCUGCCCCGCGGCCGCGCGACGCCCGCACCAUCGAGCUCCUGCUGACGGCGCAGGGCGUGACGGCGUUUGAGCCACGGGUGCCCCUCCUCCUCCUCGAUUUCGCCUACCGGCACACGGCCGCCGUGCUGUCGGACGCGCUGCACCUGGCUGGCGAUCCCUACACGACACACGCUGGCGCCAAACCGUCGGCCGCGCAGAACGCCACGGCCAGCGCCCCGAGCGGCGGCGACGCCAGCGUCUCAGCCUCGUCCAUCCAGGUCGCCAUCGCCAGCAGGCUGGCCUUCCAGUUCCGCGGCGGCGGGAGCACCUCCAAGGAGUUCCUGCUCGAGAUGGCCCGCGAGCGCAACAAGGCCGCCCUGCCGCGCAUAAUGCCGCACGAGUGGGGCGUCAGGCUGCCCAGCGAGCGGUUCGUGCUGAGCGGCAACGCCUGGGGGUUGACGGAUACGUGGGGGCCGGGCGAGGCUGGGAUUGAUGACGAUGAUGACGACGACUCAGAGGAUGCGGAUGCCGAGAUGAGAGAUGCCAUGGAGGGCGUGGAGACGCAAGGCGGCGAUCAGGUCGAUGAGGAGGUCGGCGGCGAGCCGGUUGAAGGAGGCACUGUCGACGAUGUCUUUGGGGAUGAUGUCGACGAGGAGAUGGCUGAGGAGUGA